This is a messenger RNA of Ilex paraguariensis (yerba mate), 1027 nucleotides long. Lineage: Eukaryota; Viridiplantae; Streptophyta; Magnoliopsida; Aquifoliales; Aquifoliaceae. The record is from the annotation of a GenBank genome assembly.
CAGCCAGUAAAGCUUUUGUGGAGAUGUCUACAAGGACUUUGAUAUCUUGGACUUCCAUGAUUAUGGCUUUUGCACAACAUGGCCGCUCUCAACAAGCAUUGCAGCUUUUUGAGGAUAUGAGAUUAGCAGGCGUUAGACCGAAUAGGAUCACCUUUGUGGGCGUUCUUUCAGCUUGUAGCCAUGCCGGAAUGGUUGAUAGUGCAAUGGCUUAUUUUGAGAUGAUGAAAAGGGACUACAGAAUCAAACCCAUGAUCGACCAUUAUGCAUGUCUGAUUGAUAUGCUUGCAAGGAUAGGCAGGUUAGAUGAAGCUUUUGAUUAUAUUAAGAAGUUGAAACUUGAGCCCAAUGCGUUUAUAUGGUCAUCCUUCAUUGCAGGUUGUCGGAGUCAUGGGAAUUCAGAGUUAGGGUUGUAUGCUGCUGAACAGUUGCUCAGCCUUAAUCCAAAAGAUUAUGAGACUUAUAUAUUGUUGUUAAACAUGUACCACUCGGCAGGGAGAUGGCAAGAUUUUUCACGGGUUAGAAAAACGAUGACAGAGAAAAAACUCAAAAAAUUAAAGGAUUGGAGCUGGAUUAGCAUUAGAGACAAGGUUUAUUCAUUUAAGCGUGAUGAACGGUUGCAUCAACAAUGCAAAGGGGUGGACAAAUUAUUGGGGGAUUUGCUUGAGAAAGCAAGGACUCUUGGAUAUGAACCACAAGGAAGUUCAGAGAUAACGGAUGAGGAGAAUGUAGAAAUAACUUUAUCUACUAUUCAUCAUAGUGAAAAAUUGGCUCUUGCGUUUGGGCUGUUGAACACUCCAAAUGCUGGCCCUAUACGGAUUAUUAAGAGUAUUAGCACGUGUAGAGAUUGCCAUAAUUUUAUGAAAUUCAUCUCUGUAUGUAUUGAAAGGGAAAUCAUCAUUCGAGAUAGCAAGUGCCUGCACAGAUUUGUCAAUGGUCAAUGUUCAUGCAGGGAUUUUGGCAAUCUUCUUUGAUAUCAUUUGAACCUAAGCCAUGAGCUGACUAAUUUGUAAUGUGGUAAGACUCUCAC